This is a messenger RNA of Anopheles marshallii, 1890 nucleotides long. RefSeq names its product WD repeat-containing protein 43. Bases 1 to 1890 code for a protein of 629 amino acids. Gene Ontology annotation, biological process: maturation of SSU-rRNA from tricistronic rRNA transcript (SSU-rRNA, 5.8S rRNA, LSU-rRNA). Gene Ontology annotation, cellular component: nucleolus. The transcript has 4 exons. NCBI's taxonomy places the organism in Eukaryota, Metazoa, Arthropoda, Insecta, Diptera, Culicidae. The record is from RefSeq and is a predicted model, not a curated record. Gene Ontology annotation, molecular function: protein binding.
AUGUUCAGUGUGACGCGCGAAUUUUCCCCCUGUGGGAAAUAUUGUGGCUAUAUUAGCCAACAGGGUAAAUUUGUCGUGCACGAUGUGGAAACGAGCACGCUACAUCAGGUCUAUACGCCGAACAUGCAUCUGAACGUUCCGUGCACCAGUUUCGCCUGGGUUCAGAUCGGGGAUGCUGAAACGAAGGUGAAGAAAAAAUCGAAAAAAGCACGAGCAAGUCUUGUGGAAAAUGGAACCAGUGUACAGUUGUUGGUCGCAUUCGGCACGAGUAAGGGUGGUAUUGCGUUUUAUAACCUCGCAACCGCUACCAUCGAGCGUACCUGCAAAGGCGAUGGCCAUACCGCUCCCAUUACAGCAAUCUAUUUCAACGCACGUCACAACCCAGAUGCACUGUACACGGCUGGUGCCGAUGGAAACGUUAUCGAGUGGAGCAUUAGCAAGUGCAGCCAGCAAAGAGUGUACCACAUUGGUGUGGAGAAGUUGACUUGUGUUUUGGCACAUUCCGGUACAAUUGUGACCGGUGCGAAACAGCUCAAAUUGUGGAGCAUCGAAAAUGAUGCACUGGAGCGUACGCUUUUCGGGCAUACGUCCAAUACGCAGCUGUUGCAGCUAGUAGCACCGGAUGCGGACAAUAUUUACAUCUUGUCGGGAUCGGUUAACGAUCGUAAUUUAUCCCUUUGGUCACUGAGCGAUGAGAAAAACAAUACGCCGGUAGCAGCCUUCGCGCUGGACGAUGUGCCAGAAUAUAUUUCUCCGAAGAUGGUCUACGGUAAGCUACAUUUGAUUGCCGUCUCUAGGACUGGCAUUGCUCAUUAUUUCGUGCGCGAUAUGGGCAAAUUGAGCGUAAAGAAACCGUACCGAGCGUCUCACACGUUCGAGGUAGCGAUGGACAUGGUGAGCACGAAAAAGCAGGCGGUCGAUCGGAUACCCGUGUUUAUGGCCACCGUACAGUAUGCGGCACAGCAGGAACAAAUACUUCUUGGGUACGGUUCCGAGUGGCAGGUGCGCUUCGAACAUGUUGCCAUCGAAGAGAACGUCAAGAUAAACGUGAUCAUCCGUGAGCCUUUGAAAAUGUUGGAAGGCAAAGCGAAGGAAGGCGAACAUAAAUCAAAAACACCUACGAUCGAUGCAGCCAAUGUGGAAUAUAUGAACGCCGCUAAUGCUAGUAGAAAGACCGUCAAGGAGGUGGAAAUUCCCAUGGAAGUGCGACUGGAAAACCUAUCGACGCCCAAGACAAGCUCCAAGAAUAUGAUUCAUCUGCUGGUACAAGGACUGCACAGCAGGGAUGCGACUCUUUUGCGAAAUGUGUUUGCAGUGGACGAUUCGGACAUGGUUCAACAAACGCUUGGCCGAUUGCCUCCCCAAUAUGUGAGCCCACUGUUGAACGAACUGUCCCACAUGAUGCAGAUGAAAACGAUGCACGUUAAAACAGCAGUGUGCUGGUUGAAACAUUUAAUCCACAUACACGCGAGCCAGCUGAUGGCGCUGGGUUCAUCGAAUCUGCUUGCUAACUUUAGCACUUGCCUCGGGAUCAUCGAGUACCGGGUGGAACACCUGAAUUCGCUUUCGAGACUACGAGGACGGUUAGAGUUGCUGAUCGAUCAGAUUGAUCGAAGCAAAAACCGGGCGGCAAAUCUGGACGACAGAUCCAACAUGAAUGUGCUAGUGUAUCAGGAGGGUGACGAUUCGGACGUGGACUCGAUGCUAGAGAAGGAUGAUGCCGAUCUGCCGGAUUCGUCAAACGAGGAGAUGUACGACGAAGAUGACAAUGAGGAGGACGACGUUGAGCCAGGGUAUGCUAAUGGAACCGACUCGGGAGCUGAACAGCACCGGCGUAACGGAUAUUCCAGAAAGGAUAGUGAUGAAGAAUCGAUGGAAGUGUCCGAUUGA